AUGGCAAGUUUGCUGUAUCCCACAGCCGAGAGUUGCACGGCAAGUGGACACGUCCAGGUGCAUAUCGUCAGAAUAUUGAUCGAGUCUCGACGGUGGCUGAUAGCACAACCCAGCUAUUGCAUGCGCAGAAUGCGGCGUAGGGGCGACUCCAAGGAAGCAACCUCCCUAUGGGCAGCCAUCUCCCUCUCAGCGGGACACCAUGCAUCCAUCCGAAGACAGGACAGGUUGUCGAAUCGCCAGCAGCUGGUCAUCGCGAGGGUGGUCCUCUUGUUUGGUGUGAUCGGUGAGAUGGCAAAGGCAGAGGCCAAUGGGGAGUGGAUCGACAUGAGGGAACACAACGUCGAAGCCCGGGCUUGCGGCAUGAGCUCCUACUCGAUUGAUACUCGAGCAGCAUCUCGUGGCGAGCUAAUGCGCGAGAUUUAG
Molecule: messenger RNA, 423 nt
Organism: Plenodomus lingam JN3
Lineage: Eukaryota; Fungi; Ascomycota; Dothideomycetes; Pleosporales; Leptosphaeriaceae
Source: RefSeq, a predicted model, not a curated record